CAUCGUGUUUCUGCAUUGUGCCGAGUGAAGAAAAAAAAGGACAUACAUACCGAUUACAUAAAAUAAUGGACAAGUUGACCGAAUUUAUUGAGGAAAAUAGCUUGGACCCAGUUUGCCUUCUAAAUUUGAUUGACUGUGGCUAUACUUAUGAAAAUUUGCAAUUCAUCGAAAAUGAUGAUUUGAAUUUCAUAUUUCCAAAUCGGGAAGACACCGCUUUGCGGUCUGAGUUCAGGGCUAAGCUUUUCGAGUGGAAAGCUAAAAAUAAAAAAAACUUGCAAACUUUAAAUCAGCCCAAGUCCGUCCCAACACAGAAUGUAGAAGCAAAUAUGCAAAGUGGGCCGAAUGUUUGUAAGUUGGAACACGACUUCAAUAAGUUACACCCCAAUCGCCAAUUUGGAUUGACUACAAAGUGGGAGGACACCGUACCUAAACUGAUGUCCUACUAUAAUAUUUAUUUAAAGGACAACUUUUACAAAAAACUCUUUAAGUCUUUGGACGAUUCUGUUUGUCCAAGCUCAAAAGACUGCAUACUGUUUAUGUGUUUGCACGCUGUUAUAAAGCCAUCUCACCGCUUUACCGUCACCCAUGGGAAUGUGAAGUCCUUUCGCAAGGCAACAAUAGAGGACAGCGUCUGCAGCACAGUAUUACAAGUCUCGGAAGUAAAUGACUUGCAAAAUCACUUGGAACAGUUGAACAACAAGAACGUCGAGUCUAAUACGCCGAUUCAACCGUUCGUCAUCGUUGUCGGCACAGAGCUUACAAACUUAACUGAGUUUUAUGUUAGCUUUGGAGAACACCUUUAUAAGUUUAGCUCGUUUGUACUGGCACUUGAUAUAUGCUUUAAAGUGUAUCAGGUAUUUGGCCUAAAAUACCCCAACGAGUCGCACAAGGUGUGGAGUUUUUUACAGGAGUUUAUGUAUAACAUAAGUACACCAUUUGAUAUCAAACAUUCGAAUGUCGUUAAUGUCAUCGAAGACUUACAAAAAAUGUAAAUAAUUUGGUAUAAUAUUUUAGUCUUAAUAUAUAUAUUUACUCAUAGCAUUAGUUAGUUUUAAGAUCUUUAAUAUCCAUAAUCAUUUUAGUCUUAAUUCAUCAUUUUUCAUUUUCAUUUUAAUUUUUCUACAAAUAAUCCAAAGCAAAAUGCAUUGCUUUAAAUGUUUUAGGGAAUUUUCCAGCCUCAUUACCUUAUGCUUACAUUUUAAGCAUCAUCACAAUUUAAAAGAAACAGAUAAAUAUAAAUGUAUCGAAUUCAAUUGCGACCAAAGGUUUUCUUCUUUUAGAAUAUUUAAAGCUCACCUUAAGAGGCAUAUAAAUCUUAAAUCAGUACAAGUCUCCAAAGACGCACAAGGUUCAGAUUGCAAUAAUGCAUUACAGAUCUGCAGCACUGAAAGUAAUUCUUUUGACGACCCUCCGACUUGUUCUCAAGUUGAAAUCACUACAGAAUCUUCUUCGGACUUAUCAUUUGGACAAAUAAUUAAAAGUUUUGAAUCAAAAAUUUUAGAAGUCUGCCAGCAAGCCAUAACUAAAUUGCAUGCAAAAGAUAAUUUUUGCAGAAAAGACGUUUUAUUUGUUCAGAACAUCUUUGAGGAGGUUAAUACAACCAUUGUAGACUCAUUUAAAGACUUGUUUUUAGAUAAAAUUUCAUCCGAAACUCGCCCUCAUGCCAAAUCGUUUUUAGACUUCUGCUGCAUGCCAUUUAAAAGCGUUGAAACUGAACACCUGUUUUUAAAAAAACUAAGUAGUGACAGAUAUUUUGAAAUGCCCACAGUUUUUAAUGUAAGCAAUGAAUUGCAAGAAACGCAUCAAAAUUACAAGCCGACUAUUGCACCAUCGAAUAUAAAGGGGUGCAUUAUGCCAAUUAUAUUUCAAAUAAAAACAUUCUUUGAACUGCCCGGUAUUUUAAAAUCAACUAUGGACUUGAUGAAAAAAUAUGAGGGAAACUUCAAUCUAAGCCAUUAUGUAAAUGGAACUUCUUUCAAAGGAAAAGUUUCCAACUUUGAAAAAAAAUACGUUAUUCCAAUUUUCUUAUAUUUGGAUGGUUUCGAAGUGAACAAUCCCUUAGGUAGCCAUGCAGGCGUUGACAAUAUAUGUGGGGUAUAUUACACAUUUCCUGUGCUUCCUCAGCAUCUACUUUCCAAAUUGGAUUUUGUAUUUGUUGCUGCCUAUUUUAAAAGCAAACACGCAAAAAAAUAUGGCAGUGACCCCUUCCUUAAACCUUUAGUUGACGUUUUUAAAAGUCUGGAAGAAACUGGAGUAGAAAUAAGUUCAAACGAGGGUCCGAUUAAAGUUUACUUCAUACUUUCCAAUAUUCUUGGGGACAAUUUGGGCCAAAACGAAGUUCUUGGUUUUACGACGUCUUUUAAAGCCACAUUUUAUUGUCGGUUUUGUACACUUUCUAAGGAAAAUACUGCCAAGGAAGGUGUUGCUUUACAAAAGGAUUUAAGAACUAAGGAGAAUUAUGAGAAUGCUUUGGCUUUAAACGAUUUAAAAGCAACAGGCAUAAAAUCCAGCUGCAUAUUUAAUGAUCUAAAAUAUUUUCAUGUGACGGAUAACUUUAUUGCAGACAUUAUGCAUGAUAUUUAUGAAGGUGUCUGCCGAUACAGUAUCUGCGAGGUUCUUUUGCACUUAAUUUUGAAGGAAAAAUUAUUUAGUUUAAAUACCUUUAAUUGUAGAAAAAAUCUUUUCGAUUAUGGAGAGUCAGAUUUAGGAAAUAAAUCAAUACAUUUCGAGCUUUAUCAACUUAAAAAUAUUUCGAUUAAAACUUCCGCAUCGGAAAUGAAAACGCUUGUUCAUUUCUUUACCUUAAUUAUUGGUGACUUUGUGCCAGUUGGAAAUAAGGUUUGGCAUUACUUGACCAAUUUAAUCAAAAUUAUUGACAUUCUUCUUUUAAGCGAAUUUGACUCAAGCUCCAUUAAUAUAUUAACAAAUUUGAUUAAGGAGCUUAAUGAAGGAUAUGUAAAAUUAUUUGAGAAGCCACUUAAGCCCAAAUUUCAUUUUUUAACGCAUUACCCAGAAAUAAUUCGAAGAAGUGGUCCCCCCAAACACUUCUGGAAUUUUAGAUUUGAGGCGAAACAUAAAGAGGCCAAAAUAUAUUCCAGAAAUGUAAUGUGUAGGAAGAACAUUACGUACUCCCUGAGUAUAAAAUCGGGCAUUAAAUAUUCCCUAUUUUUAGAUAAAAAUAAAGAAGGAUUUCCCAAAAAUUUUGUAAUAUUAAAGGAAACUCCUUGUGAAAUAAAUGCAGCAGACUUUUCAAGUAUACUCAGUAAUUUUCAAAAUAGUUUUAAAAACAUUAUUAUUAAUAGUUUAAAUUAUAAAGGAGUUGUAUAUAAAACAGGUUUUUGUUUAACAUUAAAAAAAAUUGGGGAGGGUUUAAAGUUACAUGAAAUAAGGUACAUUCUAAUAACCAAUGAAGAAGAUAUAUUUAUAUUAAGUUAUCAACAUGAUCUGAUAGAA
Drosophila takahashii is the source of this 3453-nucleotide messenger RNA. RefSeq lists its product as uncharacterized. The record is from RefSeq and is a predicted model, not a curated record. NCBI's taxonomy places the organism in Eukaryota, Metazoa, Arthropoda, Insecta, Diptera, Drosophilidae.